UAUUCUAUGAAUUACUUUUGCUUUUCUCUGCUAUCUCUUUUCUUCUUUUUUUUUUUUUCUAAUGGGAUUGAAACAGAUAGCAAUAUAUAACAAUUAUAUUGCUUGAAAAUGGUGGCCGUUGGCUUAUAAAUAUGCUACUUUAUGUAUUUUUUUUCCUACAAUUAUCCCUCAAAAUAUUUUCGCAUUCUUUUCAAUAUAUAUAUAUAUGGAGAUUAUUUUUAUAAAAAUUUCCUUUUUUUAGAAAUUAUGUAAUUCAUAUUAUUUUUAAUACAUCAAAUCAAACACUGAAUUAGAAAAAUACACAUAAUUAAAGCAAACAUGGCUAACACAAACAUUACUAAUACAAUCAUUAAUAAUACAUUAUAUUUUGUAUUAUUAUUAUACUUUCUACAAACGACUUCUUAGGACACAUUUGGUAGGAUGUAUUAAUUGAAAUAGUGCAUGCAUUAAAAUUUAAUCCAAUCUAGUACAUUGUUUGAUUGCACGACUCAAUUUAAUCCCUCUUUAUCUUUGUAUAACUAAUACAACAUAGGAUAUAUUAUCUUAUACUGAGGAAACACAGGAAUUACUUAUACAAGAUCAAAUCAUACAUGAAUAAGAGAAUAAAAUAACUAAAUUACGACUCAAUCUCUUUUACUAAUUUUUUCUUUUAUCCAACUAAUUAAUAGAAAAUGCAAUUUUCAUCGCUAUCCGAAAUCAUUUUAAUCUUCAUAAAUCAUGUUAGGCCAAAGCUAUCAGCUUUCUUAGGAUGUUUGGAGGGCCAAGUGAAGCUACUAGAACAAAAAAUACUUUCAUGUUAUUUCAUGUGAAGCUUUUAGGAUUAAUUUCAUGUUAUUUUAUUCAAGAAUUAGUUGAAUACAAUUCGUAUGUUUGUUUUGUUGAAGAAUUAAUUAAAUGUGAUAAAAUUAUAUUUGAUUAAAAAAACCCACAUAAAUGAUCGUGAAGAUAAACAGUAGCAGAUUGAAAGAAAAAGAUAUAUGGGGUUCUAACAAGCAUUUGAACGAUAAUGUCUCACCAUAAUAUGUAUUUCAUAUUAUGAUAGAGGUCCGUAGAUUAUUUGAUAAAGGGUCUAUGCACUUCAAACAUCUAAACUAUUCAUAUUUUAAUUUUUAAGAUGUCAAGUUAAAUGAAAUAGAAAUUUCAUUAAAAAAUCAAAGGCAUAAUUAUAAAGAAAAUAUUUAUAAAAUUUUAAACUAAACAUAAUACAUCAUAUAUCUAAUUUUUAACACAAAAAAUUAAAUACUUAACAAAAAAAUUUCUACAUUAUAGUUAUUAUAUUAAGAAUUCAUGCAUUAUUAAUCCUUAUAUUACUAUCUCUGUAUAACUUAUUUUCCUACCAAAAGACCCCGUAAUUUUUAGUGUGUUAAAUUAACUUGACUUAGCAAGUGCGUGAAUAAAUGGUUCAAGAAUGUGAUUGAAUUGCCAGGUGCCGCACAUCUACUUAGUUAAAGAUUAAGUAGGCGUUCGGCGAUCAGAAUUUUUUAAAAAAAAGAAAAAUUAUUUAAUUUUAAUAAAAAAAUAAAAAUAAUAAUAUUUACCUAUAAAAAUUAUUUUAAUUAUAUAUCUUUAGACCAACUUCAAUUAUAACUUCAACUUCAAAAAAUUAUUAUUUUCAAUUAUAACUUCAAUUUCAAAAAAUUAUUAUUUUCACAAGAAACAGGACCUAAGAGCAUGACAGUAAGAUUUUAAAAUGUUAGUUAUGUCAGAAAGUAGACUGGGGCUUCAGCCUUUAAGCUUUAGAGGGUUAACAAAAUUGAGUAAUUCGCUCCGCACCAAUAAUCUUCGCCGGGACAGUAGCAGCGACAGGCUUAGAAGCCGCAGACCCGAGCCGAUGGAAGCUUGUAGGAGCUCUUAGCUUACCACAAGUAACAUACAUCUUCAAUUGGUUAACAAAAAGUUUCUUUUCUACUUUGAAAUUUGGUGUAAAUUUUUCUGAUCAUUCUCGAUGAACUUCGUAGCAGAAAGCUUGAAAAACAAGGCUAUUUCUUUAAACAAGUAUAAAAGUACGGGCCGCGCAGCACAAUGUGAGUGAUGAAUAGAACGUAUAGAAAUGAAUUUAACUGGGUUAGCCCAAUCUCUCAAAUUUCCUUCCUUGAAAUCGUCCAUGGAAUCGCUCUGUAAUGCCAAAAGGCUUACGGAAGCUGUAAUACUUGCUUUUAACAACUCUAUUGAAGCAGACUAUACUAUUUACUCGAAUAUAAUUCAGCUUUGCAUUGACCUAAAGGCUCAUAAGCAGGGUCGUUUGGUUCACUCCCAUCUUAUAACUACUGGGUUUCCUUCAAAUGUUCAUUUGGGAACCAAAUUGAUCAUUUUCUACUCGUUGUUUGAUGACAUGGUGUCCGCCCGCAAGGUGUUUGAUAAAAUGCCAGAAAGGAAUGUGGUUUCAUGGACUGCGCUUUUGUCUGGGUACUCUCAGAAUGGGGAUCCACGAGAGGCUGUUAGUGUGUUUGUUGCUAUGCGUAGGGAUGGGGUGAGGGCUAAUCAGUUUACUUAUGGAAGCGUCUUGAGGGCGUGCACUAGCGUGUCGUGUAUGAAUUUUGGAAAGCAAAUACAAGGGUGCAUUCAGAAGAGCAGGUUUGUGGAUAAUUUAUAUGUACAGAGUGCCUUGGUUGAUUUUAAUGCUAAGUGCGGAGAAAUGGAGGAUGCUUUUUGUGUUUUUGAGUCAAUGACAGAGAGGGAUUUGGUUUCUUGGAAUGUCAUGAUUUCUGGAUAUGCUUUUCGAGGUUAUAACAUUGAUGCAUUUCUGCUGUUCCGUUGGAUGUUCAGACAAGGUAUAAUCCUCGAUUGCUUCACAUUGGGAAGUGUUCUCAAAGCAUCUGUAGGAGGUGGCAAGUGUGGUGGAUUAGAGAAAAUCAGUAUGAUACAUGGAUGCAUCAUUCGACUUGGUUAUGAGUCGCAUAGUAUUAUUAGUGGAGCAUUAGUUGAUGCCUAUGUGAAAUGUGGAAAACUGACCAAUGCAAAUUAUAUAUACAAGAAGAUGCAGACCAAAGACAGGAUUUCAUGCACUGCGCUAAUUACUGGAUACGCACGUGAAGGCAAAAAUAGCAGCGAGUGCCUGGAACUCUUUUGUCAAUUACAUCAGAAUCAUAGGGAAGUUGAUAGCAUUAUUUUAUGCUCUAUGAUCAACAUAUGUGCCAAUAUGGUGUCAUUGUCUUUGGGAAGACAACUACAUGCUAUUGCGAUCAAAUAUCAGAGCACUCUUGAUGUGGCGAUGAGUAAUGCUUUGUUGGAUAUGUACGCAAAAACAGGAGAAAUUGAAGAUGCCAACAAUGUUUUUCAGCACAUGACAGAGAAAAAUGUAAUAUCAUGGACAUCAAUGAUCUCUGCAUAUGGUGUGCAUGGUCGAGGAGUCGAUGCAGUUUCAUAUUUUAAGAAGAUGGAGUGUGAAGGUUUUGAGCCAAAUGAUAUAACGUUCUUGUCUCUCCUGUUUGCUUGUAGCCAUAAUGGAUUGACUGCUGAAGGAUGGGAUUGUUUCAGUAAAAUGGUUAGAAAAUAUAAAAUUGUUCCACGAGAUGAGCAUUACUCUUGCCUAGUGGACAUUUUUGCACGCAGCGGCUGUUUGAAUGAAUCCUAUGAUUUGAUUUGCCGGAUGAAUAUAAAGCCUAGUGCUUCUCUUUGGGGUUCAGUUCUUGGGGCAUGUAGCAUAUAUGGCAAUAUGGACCUUGGAAUGGUAGCAGCCAGGCAUUUGUGCAAUAUCGAACCUACAAAUGCUGUCAGCUAUGUGGUUCUAGCAAGUAUGUAUUCUGCAGCUGGCUUAUGGGACAGCGCUUGGAAGGCACGAGAUGUUGUUCAAACUAGAAGGUUACCAAAGGAUCCUGGUUACAGCCUUUCUCAUUCUGGCAAUGAUAUGGUAGCCCUUCUACCUACUGGCUGAUACAUGAAAAAGAUCCAGAUCUUCCUUGUAAUGUUUCAUACUACCUGGAUCUUUUGAAAGUUAGUUUUGGUAGGUAUAGUUUCAGCGAGCAGUGAUGAUGUGGUGAAGCUAUGAAUAGCAACUGUUUUCUCCCUGAUAAAGCAAUUGACUUGAUUGAUGAAGAUGCUUCCAUGUUCGACUUCAUCAUGCACAGGUAUAGAGUACUCUCUUUGUCUUAGUGUGUCCUGCCCUAUCUUCCUAAUGGAGUCAUGCCCUGUUUCUUGACACCAUCUAGCUCCCUGAGGAAGCAAGUGCUUCGCCAGAUCACAAAGGAGAAAAAUGAAGCUGUCUGUGGUCAAGCGCCGUUACACUGUUGAGGCAUUAGUCGCUGCUGCCCAGCUUUCUCACCCAUAUAUCAGUCUAGCUCCCUGAGGAAGCAAGAGAACUGGAGAAAGAACUUCGCCAGAUCACAAAGGAGAAAAUGAAGCUGUCCGUGGUCAAGAUUUUGAAAAG
Messenger RNA from Capsicum annuum, 4366 nucleotides. RefSeq names its product pentatricopeptide repeat-containing protein At3g20730. The transcript is spliced from 3 exons. The coding region runs from base 2051 to 3874 and encodes 607 amino acids. The record is from RefSeq and is a predicted model, not a curated record. Gene Ontology annotation, biological process: RNA modification. Gene Ontology annotation, molecular function: RNA binding; protein binding. NCBI's taxonomy places the organism in Eukaryota, Viridiplantae, Streptophyta, Magnoliopsida, Solanales, Solanaceae.